AAGCUUUAGAAGUGUUUUGUUUGUUGCAUUGUUUUUUACUACUAUCCAAAAAAAACGUUUUAAGUAAUAUAAUAAAAAAAGACUUAUUAUUGAUGCAAAAAGAGUGGCAGAUACACUUCGAAAUGCAAGAGCAUAUAUUAAUACUAUAUGUCUAAUAUGAACUUGGAUCUAAACCCGAAAUGGAUCAACAAUUCUCAUUGUCUUGGAAUAAUUUUCAUGGCAAUCUUAGCAAAGGUUUCGCUGGACUAUUAGGAAAUGGAGAAUUCGUUGAUGUUACAAUUGCUGUUGAAGGUCAUUUGCUACAAGCCCAUAAAGUUAUACUCUCAAUAUGUUCUCCAUACUUCAAGAAAAUGUUCCAAUUAAACCCUUGUCAACAUCCAAUAGUUGUACUGCGAGAUGUAUCCCACAAAGCCAUGAGAGAUUUGUUACAAUUUAUGUAUCAUGGAGAAGUCAGUGUGAAGAAAGAAGAACUCACUAGUUUUAUAGGGACUGCAGAGGUAUUGCAGAUAAAAGGGUUAACUAAUAAAGAGACUGAUGAUGAUAGUUGUGAAUCUGAAAAAGAACCUAAAACGAAAUUCAAUUCUGACAAUUUAAGCCCUGAUGGAGAAUCUUGUACCCCAGACAAUUAUGAUUCAUCACCACCAAAAGAAACUCAAGAAUCUUUGGACAUUGGUUUAUUUAGGCAGAAAAAAUUUAUAGAUAAACUGCAACAAUUAAGUUCAUUGAAAAGAAAAUCAGAAGAUUUUCUGAACAAGAAUUACUAUACAACUGUAAGUAAUACUGAAAAGAGAUUUAAGUACAAUGAAAAUUCUAUAUCCACUCAGAAUAAUUCUCUUCAAAAUUUGUAUGAGAAUUUCAAAACUUUAUAUGAUGAAAGUCCAGUGGAUAUAUCAAGAACUUUAAAUCCAAACCAAAGUCCCAGCAUGAAUGAAAGUGAAAGACUACAGAAUACAUCAGAGCAUAGUAUAGAACCUAAAACCGAAUGUGAUGAGAGUGAUAUUGUUGUAUCCGACCCUGCUGUGUGUACAACACCUGAAUCGAGAGCUGAUAUCAAGACCAAAUCAAUGAUGCCUCUGGACUUGCAAACAACACAAGAUAGUGCCCUGUCGUUAGUCAUCAAUGGCAACGAAAAUCAGUUACCAGUUCGAUAUAAAUACAUAUAUAGUAGGAAAGGACACAAGCAGUUGGUUCAUAGGAACUUUGUUUACACGAAACAUUCAACAAGUCAUGGUAAAACUAGCUGGAGAUGUGUUCAAUACUUCUCAUUGAACAGGUGUCCAGCGACUGUGGAAACUAUAGACUCCAUGAUAUAUUCUGUCAAUCAUCAGCACAAUCAUGAGAACUGCUUCGAUAAACUGGCUAAAAAUAAUAUCUAUGAAAUGGAAAAUACUGACAAUUAAUAAAUGGAUUAACCGUAAAGCACUCGAAUGUCUGUUUAAUAGAAUAUUUUUAAUAUUUAGCCAUUACCAGAUCCUACAGAUUGGUUCGAUACUCCCAAUUGAUUGGAGCAUCUCUGGACACUUAAAUUUCAUUUGAACCCAAAGGAAGAACUUAUAUUUGAGAAAUGGCUUGUUUUUUAUAUUAUAAUAUGUUGAUGAAGAAAAUGUCUAAAAUAUAGAUACUUUAAACGGUUCGCCUAUGUAGUGCCAAUGAAACAGACUUAUAUAAACACCACUAGUGGGAGGCUUUUGCAGCGGCUAGAUUAUGAGUACCACAACGGCGCCUUUUUCUGCCGUGAAGCAGUAAUGUGUAAACAUAACUUUGUUUCGGUCGAAAGGGCGCCGUAGCUAUUGAAAUUACUGGACAAAUGAGACUUAACAUCUUAUGUCUCAAGGUGACGAGCGCAAUUGUAGUACCGUUCAGAAUUUUUAGUUUUAUCAAAAAUCUUUAGCGGCACUGCAUUGUAAUGGGCAUGGCAUAUCAAUUACCAUCAGCUGAACGUCCUGCUCGUCUCGUCCCUUAUUUUCAUUAAAAAAAAACAAGUAAAUUAACAUGUUUAAAGUUCCUAAUCAAUAAUUAAAUUAAAUGUAAAUAAUACUACUUAAUUAAUAGUAAGGUUUGUAAAUAGUGUAAUGUAUUACAAUAAUUUCAUUGAUUUGCCUUUUCUAGUCACAAAAGUAACUUUGUCAUAGUUCUUAUACUUUUAAUAUAUUUAAAAGGAAACAUGUUUAUAUAUAUUAAUAAAGAAUAAAUUUCUUAAA
Leptidea sinapis is the source of this 2201-nucleotide messenger RNA. RefSeq names its product broad-complex core protein isoforms 1/2/3/4/5-like. Gene Ontology annotation, biological process: regulation of transcription by RNA polymerase II. Bases 180 to 1400 code for a protein of 406 amino acids. NCBI's taxonomy places the organism in Eukaryota, Metazoa, Arthropoda, Insecta, Lepidoptera, Pieridae. The record is from RefSeq and is a predicted model, not a curated record. Gene Ontology annotation, cellular component: nucleus. The transcript has 4 exons. Gene Ontology annotation, molecular function: protein binding.